UACAGCUAGCUACCUGCGCUAUUCAUUUUCUUCCUACUUAUAUUCCAUUCACCUUGAUCACUUUCCAAUGGCUACUGUUGAGGUUGUGUCAGCACAGACAGCUCUUCCGGAGGAGAAAACUGAGCAAACGAUCAAGGUUGAAGAAACUAAAGCCGAAGAGGUGGUGGCUGCACCAGCUGCAACAGAGACUGUUGCUAAAGAGACAAAGGAAACAGAAACUGUUGCUCAAGAGACAAAGGAACCAGAAACUGUUGCCCAAGAGACAAAGGAACCAGAAACUGUUUCUGAAGAGAAAAAGGAACCAGAAACCGUUGCAGUAUCUGAAGAAAAAGUAGCACCGGUUCCGGAAGCUGAAGCCCCAGCAGAAGUGGAGACAAAGGAAGUGGUCGAAGAGGCCAAGGUUGUGCCUGAAGAGCCAGCAGCAGUAGAGAAAACUGAAGAGGAAACUCCUAAGGAGACUCCAGAUGAGCCAGUGGAAGAGAAGGCUAAAGAAACCACAGAAACUACUGAGCCUGAGGUACCAGCACCAGCACCAGCAGCAGAAGCAGAAGUUGAAGUUGAAGCUCCAAAAGAGGAAGUGAAGAAAGAAAAGAAGGUGGUUGAAGCUGAGGUGAAGGUUGAAACAGAAGCAGUGGUUGAGAAGACCGAGUAAUUAGAAAACCUCAAAAGAAUUAAGUUCGAAUAGUGGUGCUACUUAGUAGCCUUCUAGCUUGCAUGUCGAGUUCAAUGGCUUAAUCUAGCUUUAUUUAGUGGUUCUGGUAAUAAGACGGUUGGGCGUCUAGGUAUGGAUAUGAGUGACCCGCUUGGAUUUACCAAUGCCAACUUACCACAUGGUUCAUGGCUGACAUGAAUCACAUCACUCAAAUCUGAAUAUUCUUCAUCUUCAUCUGCCAACAUGCUUCAUUCUGAUUUUGUGUGCUAAUUGGUGUGUGGGCAGAGUUUGUUUGUUGGUGCCAAGAGUGUCAUCAAGUUUAUUUUAUGUUGCAUGUAUGUUAUAUUAUAUAAGCUCAUAUAAGAUCCUUGCUUUGCAAUAAAUAAUAAUGUAUUACUGCUUUGUUUCUUAUAAGAUCA
This is a messenger RNA of Pistacia vera, 1071 nucleotides long. Its product is annotated as major latex allergen Hev b 5-like. The transcript has 2 exons. The coding region runs from base 68 to 652 and encodes 194 amino acids. Lineage: Eukaryota; Viridiplantae; Streptophyta; Magnoliopsida; Sapindales; Anacardiaceae. The record is from RefSeq and is a predicted model, not a curated record.